Messenger RNA from Dentiscutata heterogama, 132 nucleotides. The record is from the annotation of a GenBank genome assembly. NCBI's taxonomy places the organism in Eukaryota, Fungi, Glomeromycota, Glomeromycetes, Diversisporales, Gigasporaceae.
AUGGAUGAUAUGUUUGCAGGUGAAGAUAGGAUGAAUGUUUUGCCUAUCAAAGGUGAAAUUCCAGUUGAUUGGGAGGCCUCCUUGGAAUCAGUUAACGGCAAAUUGGAAACAGUGCCAAGGGGACUAGCUUGA